This is a messenger RNA of Aspergillus mulundensis, 462 nucleotides long. RefSeq lists its product as uncharacterized. Lineage: Eukaryota; Fungi; Ascomycota; Eurotiomycetes; Eurotiales; Aspergillaceae. The transcript has a single exon. The record is from RefSeq and is a predicted model, not a curated record. The coding region runs from base 1 to 462 and encodes 153 amino acids.
AUGCUCAAUCCCAUUCUCAGAACUUGGCACCGCACCCUGCGCCUCACCCGCCAACCUUCAGCAUCCUGGCACCGCGCCCGCAUCGCCGAGGAGCUCAAGGAGCGACGUGUCGCAAGAAACCAAUUGGAAAAGCUCAGUGAGACAUCCGAUGUGCUCUUCUCAAUUAGCCGAGCCAGACAUGACGGCUUUGCUAUCCGGCUGCGUCCGUCGGUAUUCUCGCAUCCUUUGGCGUACGGCCAUAUGCUCGCGAAAUUCACGUCUUGGUGGGGAUUCUAUCGAGCCGCUGCGUCGCUCUCAGGUGCCCAGUGGCCAAGGAACGUCCGGGAGGUUGUAAGUCCGGCGAGGGAGGCCAAACUUGAUGAGGUUGCGGCGAGGCAUGGCAUCGACGCGGUGCGGUUCAACGCGGUGCGGUUCCGGAAGAUCAGCAGGAGGAUGCUUCGAAUUUGGCCGCUUCUGCCGUGA